AUGUCAUUUUUUGAAGGAAUAAAAGAAUUAACAAAUGAUUGUAAACUAUUAAAUAUUUUAUUAUAUACCGCAUUAUCCAUUGGUAUUUUUAAAAUAACUACAUUUUCAUUAAGUUUUAGUUCAUUAAUUUUUGAUAUUUUUUUAAAACCUUCAAUUAAUUAUAAAAAAUAUGGUGCUGUUAAGUCAACCAAGGGUGAUGGCAAAGGGGGAGCCAAAUGGGCUGUUGUUACUGGUGCUUCUGAUGGGAUUGGUAAAGAAUAUGCUAAACAAUUAGCAUCAAAAGGUUUCAAUAUCUUGUUAAUUUCAAGAACUCAAUCAAAAUUAGAAAUUUUAUCAGAAGAAAUUUCCUCUGAAUUUAAAGUUGAAACAAAGACAUUAGCUAUUGAUUUUUCUACUGAUAAACCAUCAAAUUAUGAAUUAAUUAGUCAAUUUACUAAGAAUUUACCAAUCACUAUCUUGAUUAAUAACGUUGGUCAAUCUCAUUCAAUUCCUGUUCCUUUUUUACAAACCCAAGAUGAAGAAUUAAGAAACAUAAUUACAAUUAAUAACAUUUCCACUUUAAAAACAACCCAAAUAAUCGCUCCAAUUAUUCAAAACACUAUCAAAUCUUCCAAGGGAAUCCGUGGAUUAAUCUUAACAAUGGGUUCAUUUGGUGGAUUAUUACCAACUCCUUAUUUAGCUACAUAUUCAGGUUCAAAAGCCUUCUUACAAAAUUGGUCCUCUGCAUUAUCUGGUGAAUUAAAAAAUGAAGGUAUUGACGUUGAAUUAAUUAUAUCAUAUUUAGUCACUUCAUCAAUGUCCAAAAUUAAAUAUUCAUCAGCAACAAUCCCUAACCCAAAGCAAUUUGUCAAAAGUGUUUUAUCAAGUGUUGGUUCCCGUUCAGGUGCACAGGAAAGGUAUGCUACCUCGACUCCUUAUUGGACUCAUGCUUUAAUGCAUUUUGGGAUUGAAAAUACAGUGGGGAUUUAUAGUAAAUUUGCGAAUGGGUUGAAUUUUAAUAUGCAUAAGAGUAUUAGAAUUAGGGCUUUGAAGAAACAAGCUCGUUUAGAAGCAGAAGCUAAAAAACAAUAA
Hansenula ciferrii is the source of this 1071-nucleotide messenger RNA. It is a transcript of the gene IFA38, whose product is annotated as ketoreductase. The coding region runs from base 1 to 1071 and encodes 356 amino acids. Gene Ontology annotation, biological process: fatty acid elongation. The record is from RefSeq and is a predicted model, not a curated record. Gene Ontology annotation, molecular function: ketoreductase activity. The transcript has a single exon. NCBI's taxonomy places the organism in Eukaryota, Fungi, Ascomycota, Saccharomycetes, Phaffomycetales, Wickerhamomycetaceae. Gene Ontology annotation, cellular component: endoplasmic reticulum.